Molecule: messenger RNA, 2154 nt
Organism: Hevea brasiliensis (rubber tree)
Lineage: Eukaryota; Viridiplantae; Streptophyta; Magnoliopsida; Malpighiales; Euphorbiaceae
Product: RNA polymerase sigma factor sigB
Exons: 7
Coding region: 200-1939 (579 amino acids)
Biological process (GO): regulation of DNA-templated transcription; DNA-templated transcription initiation
Molecular function (GO): DNA-binding transcription factor activity
Source: RefSeq, a predicted model, not a curated record
CUUAUCCAAAUAACAGCAAUUGGCAGAGCACAUCUCUGACUCUCUCUCUCUCUCUCUCUCUCUCUCUCUCUCUCGCUUUCUCUCUGAAGUCCUUGAGAACUUUCAGCUAAUUGAUAAGGCCCUUUCAUGGAUUUUAGAGAUUAACGAGUGAAUUGAAUGAAAAAGAAACGAGUAGUAUUCGUAGCAGGAGAAGUGGAGGAUGUCUUGUUUACUGCCACAGUUUAAGUGCCAACCAGACAGUUUCUCUAUCCAUUUUAGAACUCACUACCAUCACGGUUCCAACUUUACCCAAUCUUCUGCAAAGAGUAGAGAGCCAAUCUGUUCCCCAGCACAAUGCAUUUUGUCGACCACAUCACCAUCCACAUCCAUUGCAGUGCUUGAUCUGGAGAAGCUGAGAUUACCUUCUUUUGAAGCUCAUUUAGUUUCAUUUACUGCAAUCAGUACAUGGACGUACGCAGGAGCAAUUGGUCCUCCCAAAGAGGCAACCUUUGGAUCUACUUUGGCUACAGAAACACUUAUUACUAGUGAUGAGGCUGUAAUUGCUGCUGCUGCUGCCGAAGCAGUUGCUCUUGCAAGAGCUGCUGCCAAGGUUGCAAAGGAUGCUGCCCUUUUGGUUAAAAGUUUUCCUUGUGCAGAAACUGAAGGUAAACUUGCAAAUCCAUCCACAGCUGAUGCCUUCUCAUCAAGGCGGCCUCCGUUUACUGAAACAGAACUAGCUCGUAUUCUAGGAGAUUCUGUACAAAAUGACACUGGGCAAAGGGAAGAAUAUUCCAUACAAUAUCCCAUCAAAGAAUCCAAUGAUUUAGAGCCAAGUCAUGAAGAGCUUGAACUUCUGCAGAAACAAAUUUCAGAAGGUAUAGCUGUGAGAUCAAGGCGCCAAACAGAAAGAAAAACCAGACGCACAAGAGCAGCUGAAAAGACUGCUGCAAAUGUCAUGCCUGUGAAGUCUAGUUCUACCAGCAAGAAAAAGCGUGCUUCUUUGCAGGAUGUGGACUACUCUGAUCCAUUACAUUACUUGAGAGGAACGGCAAGCACUUCCAGGCUUCUAACUGCUACUGAAGAAUUGGAAUUGUCUGAAGGAAUACAGGACCUACUGAAACUUGAACGGCUCCAGGAGGAGCUUGCAGAGCGUUGUGGAGGUGAGCCCACCUUUGCACAGUGGGCUGCUGCUGCAGGGGUAGAUCUGAAAACUUUAAGGAAGCGCUUAAACCAUGGUAUAUUUUGCAAAGACAAAAUGAUCAAGUCCAACAUACGGCUUGUUAUUUCAAUUGCAAAAAAUUAUCAGGGAGCUGGGAUGAAUCUCCAAGAUCUUGUUCAGGAAGGAUGCCGGGGUCUUGUAAGGGGUGCAGAGAAGUUUGAUGCUUCAAAAGGUUUCAAAUUCUCAACUUAUGCUCAUUGGUGGAUUAAGCUGGCAGUCCGCAAGUCUCUCUCUGAUCAAUCAAGGACAAUACGCCUGCCAUUUCAUAUGGUGCAAGCAACUUACAGAGUGAAGGAGGCUAGAAAGCAAUUGUAUAGUGAAAAUGGAAGACAUCCUAGUGAUGAAGAAAUUGCAGAGGCAGCUGGGCUUUCAAUGAAAAGGCUUAGUGCUGUACUACUCACUCCAAAAGCUCCAAGGUCUCUUGACCAGAAGAUUGGGCUUAACAUGGAUCUUAAACCUUCGGAAGUAAUUGCACAUCCUGAUGCAGAAACAGCAGAAGAUCUGCUAAUGAAGCAAUUUAUGAAGAAGGACUUGGAGAAGGUGCUGGACAGUCUCAGUCCAAGGGAGAAUCAAGUCAUCAGAUGGAGAUUUGGAUUGGAGGAUGGAAGGAUGAAAACAUUACAAGAGAUAGGGGAGAUGUUGGGUGUGUGCAGGGAGAGAAUACGGCAAAUUGAGUCGAGCGCAUUUCGAAAACUGAAGAAUAAGAAGAGGACCAAACAAUUGAAGCAGUAUUUAGUUUAGUGAAAUAGGAACUACAGUGCUGAAGCUCCAGGUAGCUUGCCUGAGGCUCUUGUGUAUUUAUUUCUUCAUUUUUCUUUCUCCAGCAAUUGAAAUGUCUACUUUUAUAUUCUUCUUCAGAAUUUUAGAGAAUAGAUAUGCAUAGGGACAAAAAUUUUGAAUUAAGCAAAUUUCCAUUUUCUGAGGUACCAAAGGCAAAAUACUUUGAAGCAAUUGAA